AUAGAUAAAGAGCCAACUAUUAAUUAUAAUAAUCAAGAUAUUUAUGAAGAUUAUUCAGCUCCAAAAGCUAAUAGUUAUUCAAAAUCUAUAUAUGCAAAUUUUAUUUCACUAUAUCCAGACCAUGAAUGGAUAAUACUUUGGAUUCUAAAAUUUCAAAGACGAUGUUGUCUUACUAAAACAGCUACAAACUCCUUAAUUAAAUUUAUAAAAUUAAUUCUUAUAGAAAUUUAUAAUGAUGAAGAAAGGUUUAGGUUGUUUCCAAAAACAUUAGAUAAG
Dentiscutata erythropus is the source of this 276-nucleotide messenger RNA. NCBI's taxonomy places the organism in Eukaryota, Fungi, Glomeromycota, Glomeromycetes, Diversisporales, Gigasporaceae. The record is from the annotation of a GenBank genome assembly.